GCAGUCCGGGCUCCCCGCGCCGCCGCUCGCUCACCUGCGCUCCCGCCCGCCCCUCGGUGCGCGCCCGGCCCGCCAGCCGCCGCCGCCCGCACCCCGAGCGCCACCAUGAACUCGCUCUUCAGGAAGAGAAACAAAGGCAAAUACAGCCCCACUGUGCAGACCCGGAGCAUCUCUAACAAGGAGCUCUCGGAGCUGAUCGAGCAGCUGCAGAAGAAUGCCGACCAGGUGGAGAAGAACAUCGUGGACACAGAGGCCAAGAUGCAGAGUGACCUGGCUCGGCUGCAGGAGGGUCGGCAGCCUGAGCACCAGGACGUGACCCUGCAGAAGGUGUUGGACUCUGAGAAGCUGCUCUAUGUGCUAGAGGCGGAUGCGGCCAUUGCCAAGCACAUGAAGCACCCACAGGGGGACAUGAUCGCCGAGGAUAUCCGCCAGCUGAAGGAGCGUGUGACCAACCUGCGCGGGAAACACAAGCAGAUCUACAGGCUGGCGGUGAAGGAAGUGGAUCCACAGGUCAACUGGGCGGCACUGGUGGAGGAGAAGCUGGACAAGCUGAGCAACCAGAGCUUUGGGACUGACCUGCCGCUGGUGGACCACCAAGUGGAGGAGCAUAACAUCUUCCACAAUGAGGUCAAGGCCAUCGGGCCCCACCUGGCCAAGGACGGGGACAAGGAGCAGAACAGCGAACUCCGGGCCAAGUACCAGAAACUGCUGGCAGCAUCACAGGCCCGGCAGCAGCACCUGAGUUUGCUGCAGGACUACAUGCAGCGCUGCACCAAUGAGCUGUACUGGCUGGACCAGCAGGCCAAGGGCCGCAUGCAGUACGACUGGAGUGACCGCAACCUCGACUACCCCAGCCGCCGGCGCCAGUAUGAGAAUUUCAUCAACCGGAACCUGGAGGCCAAAGAGGAGAGAAUCAACAAACUGCACAGCGAGGGCGACCAGCUGCUGGCGGCCGAGCACCCUGGGAGGAACUCCAUUGAGGCACACAUGGAGGCUGUGCACGCAGACUGGAAGGAGUACCUGAACCUGCUCAUCUGCGAGGAGAGCCACCUCAAGUACAUGGAGGACUACCACCAGUUUCACAAAGACGUGAAGGACGCUCAGGAGCUGCUGCGCAAGGUGGACUCGGACCUGAACCAGAAGUAUGGCCCUGACUUCAAGGACCGGUACCAGAUUGAGCUGCUGCUGCGGGAGCUGGAUGACCAGGAGAAGGUGCUGGACAAGUAUGAGGACGUGGUGCGGGGACUGCAGAAGCGAGGUCAGCAGGUGGUGCCCCUUAAGUACCGCCGGGAGACUCCGCUCAAGCCCAUCCCCGUGGAGGCACUCUGUGACUUUGAGGGGGAGCAGGGCCUGAUCGCGCGGGGCUACAGCUACACCCUGCAGAAGAACAACGGGGAGAGCUGGGAGCUCAUGGACAGCGCUGGGAACAAGCUGAUUGCUCCGGCCGUCUGUUUUGUGAUCCCCCCCACAGACCCUGAGGCCCUGGCUCUGGCUGACAGCCUGGGCAGCCAGUACCGGAGCGUGCGGCAGAAGGCAGCUGGGAGCAAACGCACGCUGCAGCAGCGGUAUGAGGUGCUGAAGACUGAGAAUCCCGGAGAUGCCUCUGACCUACAGGGGCGGCAGCUGCUGGCUGGCUUGGAUAAGGUGGCCAGCGACCUGGACCGGCAGGAGAAGGCCAUCACAGGGAUCCUGCGGCCACCACUGGAGCAAGGCCGGGCUGUGCAGGACAGUGCCGAGCGGGCCAAGGACCUCAAGAACAUCACCAACGAGCUACUGCGGAUUGAACCUGAGAAGACGCGGAGCACGGCUGAGGGCGAAGCCUUCAUCCAGGCCCUCCCAGGCAGUGGCACCACACCCCUGCUGAGGACCCGGGUGGAGGACACCAACCAGAAAUACGAGCACCUCCUGCAGCUGCUGGACUUGGCCCAGGAGAAGGUUGAUGUGGCCAACCGCCUGGAGAAGAGCCUGCAGCAGAGCUGGGAGUUGCUGGCCACGCACGAGAACCAUCUGAAUCAGGAUGACACAGUGCCUGAGAGCAGCCGUGUCCUGGACAGCAAGGGGCAGGAGCUGGCGGCCAUGGCCUCUGAGUUACAGGCCCAGCAGUCCCUCCUGGGUGAGGUGGAGCAGAACUUGCAGGCGGCCAAGCAGUGCUCGAGCACACUGGCCAGCCGCUUCCAGGAGCACUGCCCAGACCUGGAGCGCCAGGAGGCCGAGGUGCACAAGCUGGGCCAGCGUUUCAACAACCUGCGCCGGCAGGUGGAACACAGGGCGCAGAGCCUACAGAGCGCCAAGGCGGCCUAUGAGCACUUCCACCGCGGCCAUGACCACGUGCUGCAGUUCCUAGUCAGCAUCCCCAGUUACGAGCCCCAGGAGACAGACAGCCACAGCCAGAUGGAGACCAAGCUGAAGAACCAGAAGAACCUGCUAGAUGAGAUAGCAAGUAGGGAGCAGGAAGUACAGAAGAUCUGUGCCAAUUCCCAGCAGUACCAGCAAGCUGUAAAGGACUAUGAGUUAGAAGCAGAAAAACUAAGGUCUCUUCUCGACUUGGAGAAUGGAAGGAGCAGCCACGUGAGCAAGAGAGCCAGGCUCCAAUCUCCUGCCACCAAAGUGAAGGAAGAGGAAGCAGCACUUGCCGCCAAGUUCACUGAAGUUUAUGCCAUCAACAGACAGAGGCUGCAGAAUCUGGAGUUUGCUCUGAAUCUCCUCAGACAGCAGCCGGAAGUAGAAGUGACCCAUGAGACCCUGCAAAGGAACAGGCCGGACUCUGGAGUGGAGGAGGCGUGGAAGAUCAGGAAGGAACUGGAUGAGGAGACUGAGCGGAGGCGGCAGCUGGAGAACGAGGUCAAGAGCACCCAGGAAGAAAUCUGGACCUUGAGGAAUCAGGGGCCUCAGGAAUCGGUGGUGAGGAAGGAGGUGCUCAAGAAGGUGCCGGAUCCCGUGCUGGAGGAGAGCUUCCAGCAGCUGCAGCGGACGCUGGCAGAGGAGCAGCACAAGAACCAGCUGCUGCAGGAGGAGCUGGAGGCACUGCAGCUGCAGCUGCGUGCCCUGGAGCAGGAGACCAGGGACGGGGGGCAGGAGUACGUGGUCAAGGAGGUCCUGCGCAUCGAGCCUGACAGGGCCCAGGCGGAUGAGGUCUUGCAGCUGCGGGAGGAGCUGGAGGCACUGAGGCGGCAGAAGGGCGCCCGGGAGGCAGAGGUGCUCCUCCUGCAGCAGCGUGUGGCCGCCCUGGCUGAAGAGAAGAGCCGGGCGCAGGAGAAGGUCACGGAGAAAGAGGUGGUGAAACUGCAGAAUGACCCCCAGCUGGAGGCAGAGUACCAGCAGCUGCAGGAGGACCACCAGCGCCAGGACCAGCUCAGGGAGAAGCAGGAGGAGGAGCUGAGCUUCCUCCAGGACAAGCUCAAGAGGCUAGAGAAGGAGCGGGCCAUGGCCGAGGGCAAGAUCACCGUCAAGGAGGUGCUCAAGGUGGAGAAGGACGCGGCCACCGAGAGGGAGGUCAGCGAUCUCACCCGCCAAUAUGAGGAGGAGGCUGCCAAGGCUCGCGCUAGCCAGAGGGAGAAGACGGAGCUGCUCCGAAAGAUAUGGGCCUUGGAGGAGGAGAACGCCAAAGUGGUGGUGCAGGAGAAGGUGCGGGAGAUCGUGCGGCCAGACCCCAAGGCGGAAAGUGAAGUGGCGAACCUCCGCCUGGAGCUUGUGGAGCAGGAGCGAAAGUACCGGGGUGCCGAGGAGCAGCUCCGGAGCUACCAGAGUGAGCUGGAGGCCCUCAGGAGGCGAGGCCCCCAGGUGGAAGUCAAAGAGGUGACUAAGGAAGUCAUUAAGUACAAGACUGACCCUGAGAUGGAGAAGGAGCUUCAGCGGCUCAGGGAGGAGAUCGUGGACAAGACCAGACUGAUCGAAAGGAGUGAUUUAGAGAUCUACCAGCUGAAAAAGGAAAUCCAGGCCCUGAAAGACACCAAACCCCAGGUCCAGACCAAAGAGGUGGUCCAGGAGAUCCUCCAAUUCCAAGAAGACCCUCAAACCAAGGAGGAGGUGGCGUCUCUGAGGGCAAAGCUCUCAGAGGAGCAGAAGAAACAAGUGGAUCUGGAGAGGGAAAGAGUUUCCCAGGAAGAGCAGAUCGCCCGGAAAGAGGAGGAGCUCUCGCGGGUGAAGGAAAGGGUGGUGCAGCAGGAGGUGGUCAGGUAUGAGGAGGAGCCAGGCCUGCGGGCUGAGGUGAGCGCCUUUGCCGAGAGCAUCGACGUGGAGCUGCGGCAGAUUGACAAGCUGCGGGCAGAGCUGCGGCGGCUGCAGCGCCGGCGCACCGAGCUUGAGCGGCAGCUGGAGGAGCUGGAGCGCGAGCGGCAGGCCCGCAGGGAGGCCGAGCGCGAGGUACAGCGGUUGCAGCAGCGGCUGGCAGCGCUGGAGCAGGAAGAAGCUGAGGCCCGUGAGAAGGUAACCCAUAAGCAGAAGGUGGUGCUGCAGCAGGACCCGCAGCAGGCGCGAGAGCAUGCCCUGCUCCGACUCCAGCUGGAAGAAGAGCAGCACCGGCGGCAGCUCCUGGAGGGUGAGCUCGAGACCCUCCGGAGGAAACUGGCUGCAUUGGAGAAGGCGGAGGUCAAGGAGAAGGUGGUGCUCUCCGAGAGUGUCCAGGUGGAGAAGGGCGACACCGAGCAAGAGAUCCAGAGGCUCAAGAGCAGCCUGGAGGAGGAGAGCCGCAGCAAGCGCGAGCUGGACGUUGAGGUGAGCCGGCUGGAAGCCAGGCUUUCGGAGCUGGAAUUCCAUAACUCCAAGUCAUCCAAGGAACUAGACUUUCUAAGGGAAGAGAACCACAAAUUACAGCUGGAGAGGCAAAACCUGCAGCUGGAGACCCGAAGGCUCCAAUCGGAAAUCAACAUGGCAGCGACGGAAACACGAGACCUGCGGAACAUGACCGUGGCGGACUCUGGGACCAACCAUGACUCCAGACUGUGGUCCCUGGAGAGGGAACUGGAUGACCUCAAGAGGCUCUCCAAGGACAAAGACCUUGAGAUUGACGAGCUGCAGAAGCGCCUGGGCUCCGUGGCCGUCAAGCGGGAGCAGCGGGAGAACCACCUGCGGCGCUCCAUCGUAGUCAUCCACCCUGACACAGGCCGCGAGCUGUCCCCGGAGGAAGCCCACCGUGCCGGGCUCAUUGACUGGAACAUGUUCGUGAAACUCAGAAGCCAGGAGUGCGACUGGGAGGAGAUCUCAGUGAAGGGUCCCAAUGGGGAGUCCUCAGUGAUACACGACAGGAAGUCUGGCAAGAAGUUCUCCAUCGAAGAGGCCCUGCAGAGUGGCAGGCUGACCCCUGCUCAGUAUGACCGCUAUGUCAACAAGGAUAUGUCCAUCCAGGAGCUGGCGGUCUUGGUAUCUGGGCAGAAGUAGGCACAGCUCUUGCAACUCUUCGUAACAGCAGACGCUGGCCCUCUCCUACGACGCAGUGACCUCCUUGGUGUCGUCCUCUCCCUAGCCCUGGUGCAGGCCAAGCAUUUUAUACAUACCCUCGCUGCCAGGCUGCUCAGAGUCCAGCCCACAUAUGAGACAGGCACUGGCUGAAGACAGGCAACUGUCGUCCCAACCAUCAUUCACCCUGAGUGACCCACUUCAUCCUCCAAUGACUGGACAACUGCAAUGCCUUUUCCUCCCUUCUCCUAUACACUCCCAGCAACAAACUCCUCAUGACAACUGCACACAAUCUGAAAACCACUGAAGGACAAGCCAACCACAGCAGCCAAGCCCACUCCAUGCAGCAUGGGUACUGGUGGCACACCAGACAGUGACACUGCCCCACAAAGGCCUCGGCCCGUGGGGGCUGCUGCCUGGCAUGACAUCUCUCCAGAUUUCUGGCUUAAAACCAACUUUCCAUCCGAGAAGCCUCCUCAGUAGUUACUCUGCUCAUGAGACAGAUCUGGGCUCCAAGCCAGGAAAGGUGAACCGAAACCACAAGUGUCCAGCCCUCGGUGCUGGAGUGGACGUUAAUGGUCAGCCAGACUGUCCCGGCACCUACAGAGAAUGUUUCACAGUUCUGGCAUUUAAAUCCUUUGAUAGUGGAUUGUGCUGCUGUUAGCAUUAGUUUCAGUGCUUUACAAGUCUCGCUUAUUAUCUCACUGGUAUUUAGGUAUACAAAACAGUUGAUUAUUCACCACGCGAAUAUCUGGGUCUCUGUAUCUCAUGUAGAACAUAAGAAAAUGGGAACUAAUAGGGAACUUUAUUUAUAGCAUGAAAAUAAACCUGGUGGCUGGAGUCUG
Messenger RNA from Pan troglodytes (chimpanzee), 6239 nucleotides. RefSeq names its product periplakin (gene PPL). Gene Ontology annotation, cellular component: membrane; cytoplasm; cytoskeleton. Bases 106 to 5376 code for a protein of 1756 amino acids. Gene Ontology annotation, biological process: intermediate filament cytoskeleton organization; wound healing. NCBI's taxonomy places the organism in Eukaryota, Metazoa, Chordata, Mammalia, Primates, Hominidae. The transcript is spliced from 22 exons. Gene Ontology annotation, molecular function: structural molecule activity; cadherin binding. The record is from RefSeq and is a predicted model, not a curated record.